Molecule: messenger RNA, 2109 nt
Organism: Scaptodrosophila lebanonensis
Lineage: Eukaryota; Metazoa; Arthropoda; Insecta; Diptera; Drosophilidae
Product: cleft lip and palate transmembrane protein 1 homolog
Exons: 2
Coding region: 97-1983 (628 amino acids)
Cellular component (GO): membrane; endomembrane system
Source: RefSeq, a predicted model, not a curated record
GUCUGACACACGUACUUUAUAAUUUUCGCGUGCUGCUGAAAAAACACGAAAAGGUUGUCCGGAAAAUUAAAAUAUUCUUUGGCAGCCGAAAUUAUAAUGUCAAACAAUGGCAAUGGAGAGGUGGCACAAAAUGCGGGCGAAGGUCAGCCGCAACCAACACGCAUAGAAUCCUUUUUCGCCAUGACGAAGUCACUGAUAUUGCGCGCGCUUAUUAUAUACUUCGUUAGCUCCUUCUUUCGGCGGCCUCAAACAAAUACGAGCCAGGAAAAUUCUGUAAAUGCCGGACCGAAGAUUACCGCUUGGAACUUCUUUGAGAAUGGCACUGAAUUUGAUUUGCAUGUAUGGUUGUCAAAUAAGCCGGACGUCGUAAACUUUGAACAGAAAGACAACCUUCUCUGGCUACAAGAGGAUCUAACAUAUGGGGACUGGAGCUCAGGGCCUACAAAUGAUGGCAUCUUCUCACACAGCGUAAAGAUUAAAGCAAGCCCACACGUUAUGAAGAAUGGCAGUAUAUUCUUGCACGCUUUUGUUACCCUAAGUGGUGAAAGUCCAGACCCUCAGUCACCCAAUUAUGCGCGAAAUGGUCACAUGGGCCAUCAGCAACAUCAGCUGAACAAAUUUAAAAAAAUUCGUGUGAACCGAAACUACAACUUACUGGCGAGUGAUAAAGAAAAGUUGGAACACGAAUUAAAGCAAGCCACUCUUAAGGACCAAAUAUUAUCACACUGGCAUCCAAAUUUAACUAUUAACCUUGUUGUGGAUCAGACGAAUUGGGCACAAGGCAGCGUACCACCACCUCUGGAUGAGUAUGUAAGGUUUGUGGAUAGUGGUAAAACCUAUUUACCCAUCGUAUUCGUAAAUGAUUACUGGAACCUUCAACGCGAAUACUUUCCUAUUAACCACACAACGCCUGAGCUUGAAUUGCACUUAACGUUCCAACCGCUUGGCAUGUUCAAAUGGCAGCUGUACGCUGCCAAGCAGAUGAAACAUAAAUGGGGUGGAAACAUGCUGGGUGAAAUAAUAUCGGCGGGUGGCGCGGAGGAAAGCGAUGAGGAUCAAGACUCUCUAAAAGAAACUCUUCUUGAUACAAAUAUUUAUUUACUCGGCCUUACCGUCGCUGUUUCAAUUUUACAUUCGCUAUUCGAGCUUCUCGCCUUUAAAAAUGACAUACAGUUCUGGAAUAAUCGUCAAUCGCUAGAAGGUCUUUCUGUGCGUUCAGUAUUCUUUGGAGUGUUCCAAUCUCUUAUUAUACUACUCUACGUACUAGAUAAUGAAACAAAUUUCAUGAUACGCGUCUCCUGCUUUGUUGGUCUAGCUAUUGAAAUAUGGAAAAUACACAAAGUUGUCGAUGUCAACUAUGACCAUAACAAAAAGCUACUAGGAGUUCUACCAAGCAUCAGCUUUAAGGACAAGGGUUCGUACUCAGCGAGCGCCACCAAGGAGUAUGACAACUUAGCAUUCAAAUAUCUGGGUUGGGUAUGUUUCCCAUUGCUUGUGGGCUACUUCGUCUAUUCGCUGCUUUAUAACGAUCACAAAGGAUGGUAUUCAUUUGUCCUUAAUAUGCUGUACGGUUACUUGCUGACAUUUGGUUUUAUUUUGAUGACGCCGCAGCUGUUUAUCAACUAUAAAUUGAAGUCAGUAGCCCAUAUGCCUUGGCGUAUGAUGACCUACAAGUUUUUAAAUACAUUCAUCGAUGAUAUAUUUGCGUUCGUCAUUAAGAUGCCCACCAUGUAUCGUCUGGGAUGCUUCCGUGAUGAUAUUAUAUUCUUUGUAUUCCUUUAUCAAAGAUGGCAAUAUCGUGUUGAUUUAAAGCGUGUCAACGAGUUUGGCUUCUCUGGUGAAAUGGAAGCAAAUGCCGCCUCAAAUCGGAUUGAGGGUGGUGAUACUAAUAGCGUUCAACCAGAUAGCGAUAAGGAAGGUUCCCAAAUCAUUUCCAAAUCACCGGCAAAGGAGAAGGAUGCCGCACAAAAGAAAGAAGAUUAAGCACCAAGCGAUAAUGCUUAUGCAUAAUAGCAAUAUAGGAGGGCAGUUACAUCUAUAAAUUCUCUAAAAUAUAUGUCAACACCUUAGUCAUCGUUAGUGUAAUAAAUUAUGCUCUGUGUAUAUGUA